CAAAAACCUCAGAUUAUCAACGCCCCUCCCGCAAUUGCUCACACCAACAUCCAUCACGAUGGCCUCUCUCACGCAAACCUCCCGCACACUCCUGAGGGCAAUCCCACGGCGCGCAUGCCCCUCCGCGCUGCCUGUACGAGCCCUCACAGUCUCAACCAAGAAAUCCGAAGCUGCGAGCUCGUUCGAUAGCCCCUUCAAGGGCGCCGCAAACGAUAAAGCCGGAAGGAUCCCCGAUUUUAGCAACUAUAGAAGCAAGAGUGGAACCACCAACAACCUCGUCUUUCAAUACUUUAUGGUCGGAACGAUGGGUGCGUUGACGGCGGCUUCAGCGAAGGGUACAGUACAAGGUACGUUGUGGACGAACGCGGCGAAGGGUAUUCGAUAUGGAGUCGGAAGCAGGAUUUUGUGUCAAGGCUGGCUAUGAAAGAUUUAGAUGGGGAGAAUUUGGGCCGUUGGAACGAGUCGCUGAUGUAUUUGGGCCGCAGAUUUCUUACAGAACAUGUCCGCUUCCGCUGAUGUGUUGGCCAUGGCAAAGGUCGAGGUCGACCUCGCAGCUAUUCCAGAGGGCAAGAACGUACGUAGACACAUAAACUGGGUUGGCAUAUUUGUACGGUUGGAAUACUGACUUGGGCAGGUCAUUAUCAAAUGGCGUGGAAAGCCUGUCUUCGUUCGUCACAGAACCCCGGAUGAGAUUAAGCAAGCCGAGAGCGUUGAUGUCCAAUCAUUGAGAGACCCUCAAAGCGAUGCUGAUCGUGUUAAGCAGCCGGAGUGGUUGGUUAUGGUUGGUACGUUAUAACUGUCCCAGCUUCCAAACGACGUCGGGAACACAUGAUCCUAAUGAAUUCUAGGUGUCUGCACACAUUUGGGAUGUGUACCAAUUGGUGAAGCUGGUGAUUUUGGAGGAUGGUUCUGCCCUUGCCAUGGUUCCCACUAUGAUAUUUCCGGACGUAUAAGAAAAGGACCAGCCCCACUCAACCUCGAAAUUCCACAGUACGAGUUCGCCGAGGAAUCAUCGCUUGUUAUUGGUUAGAGAGGGUUAAUUGUAUUUUGUGCCCAGAAGUUUUCAUUUGUGGAAGGGGGGGCAGUGAUGAAUGGGAUGGGUGAGAAGGGACGACGUAGAAGGAAGGAGUGCAGAGAUGCCUUUGUACAAAAGAUUAUAGAGAAAGCAUUUCAAAACGACUUCAAGUACUGCCGAAAUUUUGACAGGUGA
Molecule: messenger RNA, 1210 nt
Organism: Hymenoscyphus albidus
Lineage: Eukaryota; Fungi; Ascomycota; Leotiomycetes; Helotiales; Helotiaceae
Source: the annotation of a GenBank genome assembly